Molecule: messenger RNA, 1102 nt
Organism: Balaenoptera acutorostrata (minke whale)
Lineage: Eukaryota; Metazoa; Chordata; Mammalia; Artiodactyla; Balaenopteridae
Gene: PSMA6
Product: proteasome 20S subunit alpha 6
Exons: 8
Coding region: 432-935 (167 amino acids)
Biological process (GO): ubiquitin-dependent protein catabolic process
Cellular component (GO): proteasome core complex; cytosol; proteasome core complex, alpha-subunit complex
Source: RefSeq, a predicted model, not a curated record
GGCUUGUACACCUGGUGCGGGAGCUACGGGGCCCCGGGACUGUGCUUGGAGUAGUGGUACACCAUGUCCCGUGGCUCCAGCGCUGGUUUUGACCGCCACAUUACCAUUUUUUCCCCCGAGGGCCGGCUCUACCAAGUAGCUUCUUAAAGUGGAAACUUAGGUUUGCAGUGUAGGACUGAGGGCCCCAACUACCUUCUGUCUGUUUACCAGAGGCCACCGGUGGUUCUUGCCGCAUAGCUACUUAUCAAGCCAGCAAGAAGAAUCUUAAGAAAUAUGCUUUUAAGGCUAUUAACCAGGGUGGCCUUACAUCAGUAGCUGUCAGAGGGAAAGACUGUGCAGUAAUUGUCACACAGAAGAAAGUACCUGACAAACUAUUGGAUUCCAGCACAGUGACUCACUUAUUCAAGAUAACUGAAAACAUCGGCUGCGUGAUGACAGGAAUGACAGCUGACAGCAGAUCCCAGGUACAGAGGGCACGCUAUGAAGCAGCUAAUUGGAAAUACAAGUAUGGUUACGAGAUUCCUGUGGACAUGCUGUGUAAAAGAAUUGCUGAUAUUUCUCAGGUCUACACACAGAAUGCUGAAAUGAGGCCUCUUGGUUGUUGUAUGAUUUUAAUCGGUAUAGAUGAAGAACAAGGCCCUCAGGUGUACAAGUGUGAUCCUGCAGGUUACUACUGUGGGUUUAAAGCCACUGCAGCAGGAGUUAAACAAACCGAGUCAACCAGCUUCCUUGAAAAAAAAGUGAAGAAGAAAUUUGAUUGGACAUUUGAACAGACAGUGGAAACUGCAAUUACAUGCCUGUCUACUGUUCUAUCAAUUGAUUUCAAACCUUCAGAAAUAGAAGUUGGAGUAGUUACAGUUGAAAAUCCUAAAUUCAGGAUUCUUACAGAAGCAGAGAUUGAUGUUCACCUUGUUGCUCUAGCAGAGAGAGACUAAACAUUGUAGUUAGUUUACCAAGUCCAUGACGCCACUUGCCUGUGUGUUUCGUAACAACAGACCAGCGUUAUGUGGGCCCCUGAAUUGAAAAAGGAACCUCUCCCACUCCUCCUGCCACUGAAGUGGUUAGGACUCUGUAUAAAUAAAAACAGUGCUUUUGGAAAUAA